Messenger RNA from Micropterus salmoides (largemouth bass), 1125 nucleotides. Its product is annotated as regulator of G-protein signaling 21. Lineage: Eukaryota; Metazoa; Chordata; Actinopteri; Centrarchiformes; Centrarchidae. The transcript has 5 exons. Bases 94 to 675 code for a protein of 193 amino acids. The record is from RefSeq and is a predicted model, not a curated record.
AUUCAGCUUUAGGGCAAGUUCAGGAAAGAACGGUACUACAGUCAAAGCAACGGAGUAUUGUCCUCCUUUGAGGACAUUAACAGGGAUGUUAAAAUGCCCAAACUUUUGUUUUCAAAGCUUCGGUUCUAUGAAAUUAAGGAUCUGAUGCAAAAUGUGAAGCGGCCCAGAAGAAUUGAUAUUGUUCUUAAUCGAAAGAGGCAUGAGAUGAACAUCCAGCGCCUCAUGGCACAAAAAAUAAAUGAUGAGACACAUUCUUCAAAACUCAGUUGGCACACUGACAAUAAACUCCACCCGACCCUGGAAAAAUUGCUACGGGAUAAAAAAUAUUUAGUAGCAUUCCGCACGUUCCUGCAGUCUGAGUUCAGUGAAGAAAACAUUGAGUUCUGGCUUGCAUGUGAAGACUUUAAGUUGAACACCUCGCCGGAUAACCUUUGCUGGAAAGCAAAGGAGAUCUACCAGGAGUUCAUCCAGCCUACAGCCUGUAGAGAGAUUAAUGUUGACCACUAUAUUAGAGAGAAGAUCAAGACGUCUUUGGAGAAGCCGAGUCUCUCAUGCUUUGAUGAGGCCCAGAAACAUGUUUACCUGCUGAUGGAAAGAGACUCUUGCCCCCGAUUUCUGCAAUCAGAUGCCUACCUGAGUCUGAAGCACAAAUCCAGGACUCUUUGGUACAUUUAGCUGAGAAACAAGGCCACUGUUGUCAACGCUGCUUUUUAAUUCUCUCUUUUUGUCUUUUUUUUCCUAUUUAGCUGAAUUGAAAAGUUAUUUCACAAAUUCACACUGUAUGAGAGGUGAGAGGUGAAGACAACGUAUUGAUGAAAUGUGGUGGAAAAUAAUAAAGCAGGACAAAUACCAUGAAAGAAAAGUAAUGUGAGUGGGAAAAAAAGAAUGUACGUAGGGGAGAAAAAAUUGAUAGGUUCUGAUAUACAGAACUUUAGAGAUUUGAUUGAAAUACUGUAUGUGUCAAGUGAAAGUCUUAGUAAGUUAAGGUGCAGUGUGCAGUAUAAUAGAUGAUGAGGGCAUGUGAAAAGGGCAAUGAGUUUUGACUUGUUGUUAUUGUUGUUAAAGUUAUGACUUUUGAUAUGAAAUGGCACUAUAUAAAUAAAAGUGAACUGAAUGGAAGCAGUA